Messenger RNA from Ceratitis capitata (Mediterranean fruit fly), 3968 nucleotides. It is a transcript of the gene KrT95D, whose product is annotated as phosphofurin acidic cluster sorting protein 2. Bases 349 to 3873 code for a protein of 1174 amino acids. The transcript is spliced from 11 exons. Lineage: Eukaryota; Metazoa; Arthropoda; Insecta; Diptera; Tephritidae. The record is from RefSeq and is a predicted model, not a curated record. Gene Ontology annotation, biological process: protein localization to plasma membrane.
UUUAAAGAAAAUUAUAUAAAAAACCUGAUAAAUUGUGUGCCGUCGUAAUUAAAAAAAAAUACAUGUAUGCACAAAUAAUUCUAUUCAAAAUGUGGUUUAUUCGAAGGUGCAACAUUAUAUAUAAAAAUUGUGGCCACAAAGUCGCUGUGGCAAACUAGCCAAGCGGCUAUACAAAAAAAACGUGUAAAACACAAAACAGUGCAAAACAAAAAUAUUACUCAUAUAUUGGUAUAAUAGUUUAAUCUCCCACCCAUACUUUCCGCAUUCGUCGCAAGAAAGGCUGUUGCAAUUGCAACUUGCCACAUCACAAUUUGACUUCCUUGUGCAGCUACUAAAACGGCCUGCCAAAUGAAAAUGGUAGAUAAAUCUUCCAAGUUAGACAAAUAUAGCGCCAACCUUGGCAUCGGCGGUACGGGCGCCGGUGGUAGUGGUGGCAGUGGAGGUGCUGGUAAUAUUGGCGGCAACAGUGGGUCUGCUACUGGCGGGUAUGGUGCCGGUAGCCUCAUGCAGGCCGGUGUUGGCAGUCAAAAUGGUCAAAAACCGGUGCCAAUGAAAUUAUUUGCCGCUUGGGAAGUGGAUCGUACGCCACCAAAUUGUAUACCAAGAUUGUGCUCAUUGACAAUAACACGCCUAUCCAUAUUGACGCCAUUACCAGGCGAUAUGACGUCACUAACGUUGGCCGUCAAGAUGCAGAGCUCAAAACGGACAUUACGUUCACACGAGAUACCCAUAAAUAGUAGCAGUUUCACACAAUGUAGCACAUAUGGUGGUGCAGUAACCGGCUCGAACGCUUCCAGUAAUGCUGGCGUCAGCGGUAGUGGCAGCGGCGCUGGUGGCAACAUCAUGCAACAAAACAAUACCGGAGCAACGCUUAUCGGCGGCGGUGGUGGUGGCGCACAAAUGAGUUCGGCCAUAAUUGGUACGCCCGGAAAUAUUGGAAAUACGGGCAUUGGUAUUGGCGGCGGAAGUGGCGGUAGUGCGUCCAUGACAGUGGGCGGCUUUGGCGGUACGCCUGCAACGAUGACACUGGCUGAGACUGAACUAGAUUUACAUUUCAGCCUGCAGUAUCCACAUUUUAUUAAGCGCGAUGGCAAUAGACUGGUUAUAUUGUUGCAACGUCGCAAAAAAUACAAAUCACGCACCAUUUUGGGUUAUAAAACCCUCGCCGAGGGCAUUAUACGCAUGGACGCAGUGCUGCAAAAGUCCAUGGACAUGACCGUCGAACUGACGGCUUCGGGCAAAAAUGGCCGACCCGGCACAACAGUGGCGUGCCUACGCUGUGAACGCGUCUCAUCCAUUCCAGUUGAUCAUGACAAUAAAAAUAAUAAUAGUGUACUACUGGCAGAUCGUGUCGCAGAAUACUCAGAUGAAGAUGAGGAGGGUGAAUUUAGUUCUGGCGAAUUUAACGAUGAAGCCACCGAUCUCGGCAUACCCAGCUAUGAUGCCAAACGGGAUUACAAUCCAAGCAAACAUGAUAUGCGCAAAUAUCGUAAGCUGCAACGCUCCGAGGUAGAAGAUGUGGCACUCGGCACGAACCCAGUGGAUAGUGAUAGUGAAUUCGAGAUGAAGGACAAGAGUUCGUCACGUGCGAAGAUCAGUCGGACAAUUUCAUUACAACAACGUAAUUUUAAGCAAAAAAUUGUCGCAUUACUGAAACGUUUCAAGGCCUCCGAAGAGCUGGAGGGUGAGGUGAGUCGCGGCACUGCUGCAUUACGUGGUGAACGCGAUUUGGAUGCGCUCUUCCAGGAACUUGAGUCGCUAUCAUGUUGUGAGGGUGACGAUUCCGGUCCGGAUAUGGAUAGUUUGUCUAUUGGCUCGACACCGAAACCAUCGUUGCGGCCAUUCUUUACCAAUUCGCGUAUUAUGUUGCACGAUAAUGGCGCUGCCGGUGGCAACUUUGAACGCAGAUCAUCGGAUAAAAGCGACCAAUUGACCAAUUCGUCAUUCAAUUAUGAUAAUACUAGACAAAAAUGCAUUCAUUUAACAAACAAUAACAAUAAUUCGGCAACAACACCAGAUCGCCCGCUGGACUGUCGCAACGAUAGUUCUGGCAAUGAGGGCAACGCUUUCAAUACCGACGGUCAGAAUUCAGAUCCACAAAAUAGUCCACCACGUAGUGACAAGGACUAUAUGCGCUUGCAGUUAUUACAACAGCAGCAACAGCAACAGCAGCAGCAGCAGCAACAACAAUUGACACCAAGCGGUGGUAACAGUAAUAGUAACGCUUUCACCUUUAGCGAGAAACGUUCACGACUCUUUCGCACGUCGAGCAAUACACCAAGCGGUGCUGGCAGCGGCAGUGGCAGCGGCAUGGGCAUGGGCAAGAAAAAGCAGACACUCAGCUUAACAGCUGAGCCGCGUUCAGUAUUAGAGACAUGUUUGUCGCCGACGAAUGUUGAGCCACGCAAAAUGUUGCUCGACCAGCUGAGUCGCAUAUUCGCCAAUGAGGAUACCAUAUUGCCGGAUGUGGUUACAAUAAUAAGUCCCCCGGAGGCGCUCAUCGGCAGUGCACUGAUACCAAAGUUGACAACAUUGUUGGCGAACUCCUUUAAGCCAUCGUUUGUGCCGCAAAAUACAGCCGAGGUGAAGGCGGUGCUGCAGGCAUUGAUGGGCAAAAUACAGAAAUACUGCAACUCGAAUGCAAAGCCACCAAAUACGGUGAAAAUCUUGCUUUUGGGCGGUGAUUGGCUGCAGGGCGCCGCAUUACGCCAUUACGUUGAGUUGAUGGGUGUACGUCCACCGGAUUGGCUCAAUCACUUGCGUUUCUACAUUGUGCCCAUCGGCAGUGGCAGCACAAUUGCACGCUAUCUUAGUCAAGUCGAUUUGACAUAUGGUGCCAUGUUUGGCUCGGACAAUUGGUAUCAGUUGUGCGAGCGUGUAGCGGCAACUGCCGCGGCUGUCAGCGCUGUAACGACAGUGAACGCGUCGGCGUUGUCAACAACACUCGGCGAUUCGGCAACGGCGAAUAAGUCGGACAUUGUGGAGAUGGUGCAACGCAUACAGCGUUAUUUACAUGCCGCUGGCCCGUGUACACAGAUACCCAUCGGUGAGGCCAUGGUCAAUUACAAGGACGAGGAUUCAUGUCAGAUAUUUGUGCCAUUCGUUAGUGACGUACGCAUUGGCUAUUUAGAGGGCCCACAGGUCUCGCUCGAUCUCGAAGAGAAUUCCGCACAAUUGGGCGGCUCUAGUGCGCAACAAGCAUCAACGGCCAUACCGAUUGGUGGUCAAAGCAAUGCUACAAAUAUAUCUAACACCAAUAGCGCUCCAUCUGGAUCGCCACCACAGAGCGGUCGCAUAUCACCGCCUCAACAAACGCCACCAACGUCAGCGAAUGCGUUACGUGAUCGUGGUGGUGAUUCACUUGGUACACCAACCGCUGGGCAGUCGAAUACGGCGGCUGAAUCGGUAGAGCUGCAAGUGGAUUAUUGGCCCAUUAUGCGACCAGGUGAUUAUACGCCCAAGGAGAAGAGUAUCACACGCAGCGGUGAUCAGGGUGGCAAGAAUAGCAUUAAGAGCACAUUUAGGAAUCUACAGGUUUGGCGGCUACCACAAAAUGCUCAAUUGGGUGAAAUGUCCAAUGGGUUAACAGUGAAUUUCGCUACCAAGGAAAAGAAACAGAAGCAAAUAAUGCGUCUGGGCAAGAAGAAGGAAAAAGACCGUGAUCUCGAAAAGGAGCAAUGCGUCGAAGGUGUGGCGCGUUUGAUUUGCUCACCAAAACCAUCGCAUCCAGUACCGUUGAGAGUUUUUAUCGACGGCACAGAAUGGACUGGCGUGAAAUUCUUCCAAUUGUCAUCGCAAUGGCAAACACAUGUUAAGAAUUUUCCAAUUGCUCUGAUUGGUUGUACGCCAAUGUCAUGUUCUGAGAUAUCCUAGUCAUUUUAACUACAAUAAACCAACAUAAAAAUAUAUAUACACACUUACAAACAAAACAAACAAAAAUAAUAAUAAUAAUAAUAAUAUAAACUUUG